GUCCUACGACAGCUCCAAAGAAGAUGCCCAAAACCCGUGGCCCGACUUCGAUGAUUCGCCGCCUGGAAAGAAAGAGUCCCCCCCGGAAAGUAAGCGCACAUUCCAACGUGGCAAGGCAGGCAAGCAACCGCUUCGCACCGAUUCCAUGCAAACAGUUGUGGAGACGCCCCCUGCGAAAUUGAAGCGAGCCAUCACCGAUCAGCUGACUGGUUCUACAAGCAAGAAAGUCAAGCAUGCUCUGACAAGACCCCAGACAGUUGACAAGAAGAACACCCUAGAAAGGCAGGCCAGUGCCCAAGCCGCCCAAAGGAAGUUGGAGCAUGAGUUUGAAGAUGUGGAGGAAACCCAGCGGGAUGAUCCCAAGGAGCCCGCUCACUUCCAGGACAAGAAAAUCGUGGAUGCAAUCGUUGUCCGCAAGCAGACAGAUGAGUACUUGAAGAAGACUGAGAUCCGGGAUCAUCCGGACUGCCCAGGAUUGGUUCAAUACCUGGUGCUUGUUGAUGAAGAGCACACAGACGAAGACGCAGACGAGAUUGUCGACAUGUUCCGAGCGGAGGUGAUCACAUCUCUCAGCAGGGUCAUCCGGGAGACCAACGACAAAAUUUCGGAGCUCUCUGGGAUGAGCAAGAACAUUCAGGCGGCCCUUCGCAAGGAUCUCAACGAUGCCAUCUCCCAGCUGACUACCUCGCGAGCAGACUUGCAGUCUGCUUUGGAUGCCAGUGAGGAGCCCUUCCAUUUGAUCAUUAGCUUGUGUUUUGAAUUGCGACCUAUCCAACCUUCCUAUGAGGAGACCCGCAUCACCUCGAGCACCGAAUCCGCGAAGGCACUGAUCUCGAAGUUGCAGCAGCAAGUGCUUUCAUACGGCAAGAAGAAGAGUUUCACAAGCAAGUAG
Messenger RNA from Symbiodinium necroappetens, 892 nucleotides. NCBI's taxonomy places the organism in Eukaryota, Dinophyceae, Suessiales, Symbiodiniaceae. The record is from the annotation of a GenBank genome assembly.